This is a messenger RNA of Phasianus colchicus (ring-necked pheasant), 10563 nucleotides long. NCBI's taxonomy places the organism in Eukaryota, Metazoa, Chordata, Aves, Galliformes, Phasianidae. The record is from RefSeq and is a predicted model, not a curated record.
GUGCCGCUGCCGGGGCGGGAUUGCCCUCCCAGCCGGGGCACGGAGGGGCGUUGGGGACGCCCGGGCUGCGUGGGCACGGCCGGGCCACGCGGGUCGUUCCCACCGCGCCUUCUGGCGGAGCGGCCUCGCGGCUCGGAAGGCUGCAGCUGUGCCCGUGCACGGCGGGCCCUGCGGGAACAGCGCGGGGCUGUCUGUUUCCAGCUCCCGGAGUGGUGAUGGCACGGUGAGGGGCAGCCUGGUGGUCCCACACGGAGAGGGGGAGCCCCGGAGCUGUGCCUCCCCCGGCUGUCCCUCCGUGAGCAUCUUCUGGGAGAAGUUUCUUCUCUCUCCGAUUAGCGCCUGUCCCUCAACACUGCUCGUACUGGAGCAGAGGUGAACUGCUGCUGCCCUCACCGGGGGAUGGACGUUUGCUGCGUUCUGAACAGCUUCCGAAGGUGCAGCUUUGGCGCUCACCCUCCGGCAGUGCCGCAGCUGAUCCCGUCCCCAGUGCUGUCCGGCCUUUGAGCCCUGCUGCCUUUUUGCUGUUAGAAGUACUGCCCCCAGCGUGCUCCUUAAACAUCUCAUUCUCCUUGCGGAGUGCCCAGGAAGCCUUAAGUUGUGUAAUACACUGCAAGUAACAUCUGUUUUCAGGCUUUUUGUGUUUCCAUGACUUUCAGUUUUGUCCAAAGUAGCUUGUUUGCCCCUGGCCUCUGCCAUUUUCUCCUCUCCUUCCAUUGCGGUUCUGUUGUUACCUUCACAAAAGGCCUGGAAGAGUUUGUAGGUGCAGAAUUUGUAGGUUUUUUUUUCAGAAGCUUUGCCAAAUUCUGUACUGUGCUGAGAGACGUCACCAUCAUCCCCCUCAUCUUGACUCACUCCUCUGGCUGUGAGUCGUGCUUGGCCUCGUGUUCAAAUGUGUCCUGCGUGUUUUCAGAGCCUUCUGUAGCGCAGUUAAAGCUCACAUCUCUGAGCUGCCUUAUUUUGCUGUUUGUUUCCUGACAUCCACUGAUCUAACUAGGACAACAGUUUCAGUUCUCUCUCCAGCCUCUCUCUGUGCCCCUUUCCCUAAUGCCUGGUGCCCACUCUGUUGCUGUUCUACUUAGGGUUAGCAGUGACAUCAGAAACGUAUAGAAAAACUUUCAAUGUACAGCUUGGCAGGGGGAACUGAGCAGUACAGGACAGGAAGGUGUGAUCCCCACAGAGUACCAGGUGCAGUAGCUGCCCACAGCAUCUCAGUUCAACAUGCAGCAGUGGUAUUAGUGCAGGGGGUGGCUGUUCUGACGGACUUUGUAGAGGUGGUGAUCCGUGCCUAGGUGGGGCACCUGGAGUUUUGCCUAGCACUUCACUCUAUUAACUGAUAAUUUCCUAAAAGUAUUUUCCUAAUUACCUUGUAGCGAUUGCUCAACCCUAGCUCUGCUGACACAUCUUUUACUUUUCCUUCUCAGAAGCACCAAGAGGCUCUGCAGGGCAUAGGUCCACAUGAUACCGAGUAUCAACGGAGUCUCUCCUAGGGAAUUUAAUUUCUCUGGAGAUAACAAGCAGCACAGAACAGGAGUGAAGGGAGGAGAAAGAGCAAAGCUUCCAAUUCAAGCAGGAGUUCUAUGUUUCUGGACUCCCUAUCCAGCAGCCAAAGCACUGUAGGGAGCUUCUACCCAAAAUCAUAGAAGCACAGAAUGGCUGGAUUGUAAGUAACCUUAUAAUUAUCCCAUUUUACAGUGGGUUGGUUGCCCCCCACCAGAUCAGGGGCCAGGGCCCCAUCCAGCCUAUCCUUGGGCACCUCCAGGAAUGGGGUACCCACUGCUUUCUGGAACGCAGUGCCAAGGCCUCACCUCCGAGUAAAGAAUUUCCUCCAAAUAUCUAACCUAAAUCUCUCCUCUUGUUUAAAGCUGUUUUCCCCUGCCUUAUCAAUAUCAAACUAUGUAGUAAGUUGGUCCCCCUCCUGCCUGUAAGCUCCCUGGAAGUACUGGAAGGCCACAAUGAAUUCUCACUUCCCUUCUCCAGGCUGAACAAGCUGCAUUGAGAAAUACUGAUCAGUGUACAGAGUGCUCAAGUGUUGAGGAAUGUCUUUGUAUGUAACAGUUCAACCUGUUUGGGAUAUGCACUCAAUAUGCAGUUUCUAAUUUUGUGAUUGUGCAUUACCUACCUGCAGGAGCCCAGCCACAGGUAUUGCCCAGCACAAGUGCCGCUGUUGGGAUUUUGUAUGGCUCUGAUUUUAAGCUGUAUCAUUGUCGUCUGUUUGCCACAAUGGCAAGAGAGACAAAUGUAUGCUUUGGGGUAAGAGAAGACAGGGCUUGGUAAUGGUGCGUGCAGCCACUCAGUACAGCCUGGCUAGGAUUUGGGAAGCUCUUAUCUCCUAAGCUGAUGUUCUGACCUUCUGUGUGCAUGCUUAGGUCCAUGAGGCUAUGCAUGAAGUAUCCAUCACAGUGUCCUUGCUCACGUGUUUUGGCAAGGUGUUCUGUUUUGCAUUAACAAUUGAUGAUGUGCUCCAGUUUCCAGAUGAUUUUCAUUUGCUUGCCAUCUGGCCCAACACAAGCUCCCCUUCCUUCUUCCCCAGCCCACUCCUGCCUCAUGAACCCUGCCAGCCUUCACUGAGCUGUGUCCUGCUGAAGGGCAGGUGACAGCACUGUGACAGCCAGUGUCCAGCUGGAGAGAGGAAACGUGGUCUGAAUGGCUUGUGUGGUAUGCGCAGAGCUCCUGUGGCAAAUGCUGCCACGUGUGGGAUGUCAGUGGUUGCUUAAGUAGCCUUUUUUCCCAGCAGUUCUGGUUCUGGAGGGCUUGAUGAUAAGUGUAUUUAUUGUCAUGAUUUUUGGAUGUCAAGUCACAAAGGAAAUGAAGCCUUUUUUAAAAGAGAAGAUUCCGCUUCCUCUUGGGAUCCAGAUGGUGUUUGGAGAUGGGAGUACGUAAGAGGAGAUCUCAUGUUUCCCACUGUGUGCAGCUCAGCGGGGGCUCCUUAGGAUCUGCAGAAUGAUCAGCAUGUCCUAACAAGGGGCUGCAGCAGUCAGCCUGCGUCUGGUGGCAGAAGACUCUUCUCUGCAACACCAAGCCUCGCUUUGCCCUGCUUGUCUGUUCUGUCGGGGUUGGUGGGGCUGGCUCAGCAGUUUGCCUCAGUCCCUGCAUUGGCACCAUCUCCAAGGCCUUGCUCAAUGGGGUAUUGUUCCUCCCAUCCAGGAAUGUGCAGGCAAGCAAGGACCUCUGGCAACUCACAGUGCAAUGUGUUCUGCACAAUGCUGGGGGAGUGGCUGUGGCUGACAGGGACCUGCGUGUGCAGUCCGGUUGUGCUCGUGUGAGCUAUGUCCUGUCCAUGGGGCACACCUCAGAUCUCUUGCAGAAGCCAGACUGGCAGCUGGGGAGUGUACAGAGCAGGCAGAGGGGCAUCUCUGUUUCUGGGGGUAAAUUCCAUCUUCCAUGGACAGGCUGGCAUUGGGUUGGAGGAAGCAUUGGAUGAGCAGGAAGGGGUGUGGAAUAGCAUAGGUAAAAUGCAUGGCAGUUUUCAACUAUCUUAAAAAAAAAAAAAAAAAAAAAAAAAGAUCAGCAAUGGUAUUUGUUAAUAUUCUUUAAUUGCUCUGUGACAAAACUUGGCUUACAUUUUUUGGAAUGAGAAUCCUACUUGCUUUAGUGCUAGGCAAGCUCUCAGUUUUUAAAAGACUGAGACAUCUGCUGCACAAGAACAUACUUGUCGCUUGUGCAAACCACCUGUGCAUGUGGAAGCCUGCACUGCAUUUCUUUUGUUUGGUGAUAUGUUCAUUUCUUGGUUACUGCACUGGUGAGUUGUGCUGUAGGCGCUGCCUGUACCCAGCCCUGACAGCACUGUGUCCGAGAAGCUGAGAAGUAUUAUGUAGAGAACAAGUGGGCAUAGUGUCUGAGAAGUUGGGCUCUCUUGCUUUUUUAUUGCUUUUAUCUCAUCACCUGGUCAGCAAUUUGGGAAUACCGCUGGAUUAGCUGUCUCCAAGCUGAUGCUCUCUUCUUUUGCUGUAAUACUGUUGGUAAUCAACCUACAGUGGUCAAUCAUGUUGCUGUCUUACCUUCUAAGAGCCUGAAAUCCUUCCUUCAGAAUCUUUCAGCAAAAACAGGGAAGAAAGAACUCCUGUUUCUAAGGUACGGAAAUUCAUCAGAAAUCAAUAUACUUAUCCUUGCCACUGAAGAGUCAAAAAGUGCAUCUGUAUCACCAUCUUCAGUAGAGUUGCUUCCAUCUAUGUGCUGGUACAUUGAGCAAGCGCCCAACAAUAAUCACUGUUUUCUUGGUGGGCCCUUUAUUUGAGGAUUCCUACCCUGUCCAACCACAAGGAAGAGGGAGAGGAGAAGUUGUCUGAGUCAGUGUGUAAAUGCCUCCUCUUGGCUGCGUGGCAUGAUCCCGUCUGCUCUGAAGGUCUCACAGCAAUCUUGUAACUGAGCUAAUGGCUCUCUUUCAUUCUAGUAUGUCCUUUCAUCAGCCCACUCUGGACCAGACAUACUCCAGAGCUAAUGGUGGGAAGGGCUGGGCUGUCUUCCACGAAGGUGAUGUGUGCUGAGGCUGCAUGCGGGAGGCUGGGAGCGGUGAUUAAUGCCCUGGGAAUUCGCCUUGCCUCGUUACACAGCACUGUAGUGUCAGGGCGCCAAGAACAUGUUACCUACUGUGCUCAGGAUAAGGCAGCGAGACAGAGACAGUGUGUUCUUAGUGGGGUGAGCUUGCUGCCGCGCUGCAGCUUCAUACUUGCACGGUGAGGCUGUCUUUGGAUGUGGGUCUGCUGCUAGGCGGAGGCAGCAAUCCUGUCCUGCUGCAGCUCUGCUGCAGUCUGCACCCCUGACCUCUGCCAGGAUGCAGCCCCAGCAUUUGCUUGGUUUGGAGGGCAAUCCCUCCCUGUGGCAGGGGGAUUGACCAUCUGGAGGUGAGAGGGGAUGGCUCCCAGCCAGCAGUCAGACUGUGACUCACUGGGAUCUCAGGCGGAGUCUGUCUCUCCUUGCACUCUGCUCUUCCUGUGGGAGCCUCUGCCCAAACUGCUGCUGGAUGUUUGUUCUCACCAGGCCGCCCUGGACUGGAGCUGGGAGAAGCUCAUGUCCACCAUUGAAGCUGAGGAGCUGGGCUGUGCAGGUUACCAGUCUGGAAGAUUCUGGGAGGCUUCCUUCUCUAGCUGUAGGUCCCAAUCUGCCUGCAGACCCCACACGAUGGAGACUGGCUCUGUGGUACGAGCAGUCUUUGAUUUCUGUCCCAGUGUUUCUGAGGAGCUGCCCCUCUUUGUGGGAGAUGUCAUCGAGGUGCUGGAUGUGGUGGAUGAGUUCUGGCUGCUUGGCAAAAAGGAAGGCGUCACAGGGCAGUUUCCUAGCAGCUUUGUGGAAUCAGUGGAUAUUCCCCUUCUGAAGCAGGGAGAGAAGCUGUUUGUUUGUACCAGUGACUUCACAUCUCAAGAGCCAGGGAGCUUGUCAUUGCAGAGAGGAGACCUGGUGAUCCUGGGUGGUUCUUUGGCCUCCAGCUGGCUCCAGGGCCGAAACAGCUGGGGUUCCAAGGGCUUUUUCCCUUCAUCAUGUGUGCGGGAGUUGUGCCUUUCAGUUCGGAGCCGUCAGUUGUCCCACAGCUCUCUCCUGGAGGUGCCUGCCUACUCACUGGGCCAAGCCCGGGCCUUGAUGGGCCUUUCUGCUCAGCUGGAGGAGGAGCUGGACUUCAGAGAAGGGGAUGUGAUCAACAUCAUUGGCAUACCAGAGCCUGGUUGGUUUGAGGGGGAGCUCCGAGGCCACAAAGGCAUUUUCCCAGAAGGUUUUGUGGAGCUGCUUACUCCUCUGAGAGCAGCAGGAACCUCAGAGGAUCAAGAGCCUGCAGGGACUUGUGACACCAAUGGGACAGUGCCCACCAAGCAGGAGGAAGAUGGCAGAGAGGACAAAGGACAGGAGCCAGGGAGCACCUAUGGUGUUGCCCUGUACCAGUUCCAAGCCUUGGAGUCUGAGGAACUGGAUUUUGAAGUGGGUGACAGGAUUCGGAUUGUGGGCAUUCUGGAGGAUGGCUGGCUAGAGGGGGAACUGAGGGGGAAACGUGGUAUCUUCCCACACAGAUUUGUGAGACUAGAAGCCUCUGACUCUUGCAGGGAAAAGGUGAGUGCUGGUGAUUCCCAGGCUGGAGGCAGCUGUGAAGUGACUGUCCAUCAAGACUUGGAGAGCACCUGCUCCGAAGUUCUCCCUUUGCCAGAGAAAGACAGCUGGGACAAGAAGGAUGGUUUGGUUGCACACCCUGAGCCUGACGCUGUUGUAUCCCACAUAGCAGGGAGAUCUGAGGCUCCUUUGGGCACUAAUUUAAGGCAGUGUCAGGCCUUUCCUGACACAGGACUCCAAGAACUACAUCCCAAAACCACAGCAGAUUCCCUCCCCUUUGAAUGCACAAAGACGGUCAAUGGCCUUCUCCCUUCUACUCAGCUGUCUCCACAGCAGAGCAGCAAGCUUGGCCAAGCAGGUGUAUUGGAGCCUCCAGCCCUGCAUGAGCAUGAUGGAAGUGGACCCACCAUGCCCCCACAGGCUCCCUGUUCCCCACCAGACAUUUGCAGAAGCCAGGCCAUUUCUCCUCCUAACAGCUGGGCAGAAUCAGAGCCCCAGGAGAACCAGAGCAGCAUUCAGGACCUGGAUGGUUGGGUGGACAACCAGCAAAAGUCCAAACCUUGUUCUUCCAGCUGGGGAGGUGUCCACACAGGACUGGACGCAUGGGCUGGGAGCUGGGGGGAAUGCUCCUCACUGGCAACACAGGGGCACGGUGGCACAGACCUUGACUCCAAACUGACAGAGCAACUGGUGCAGUUUGAGAAGAGUCUUUCAAGUACCAGUGCCGAGCAGGACAAGGUCUCCCGCCACUUCUCUAUCUUGGACUAUAGCUCUGAGAAGGACAUUGUUCGUGGGUCUCCUGAGUGUGUCCCCCAUGCCAAGCUUCCAGAAAGGAGGAAGGCCCUGAGACCACCUCCUCCUCGACCCAGCACCCUUGCAACAACUCCUGUGCCCAAAGGCCGAUCUCUGUCAUUCUCAGUGAAGCCCUCCCGGCCCGCUCCCCGGCCUCCAUCAAGCACUCAGAGGAGGAGUAUGGUCCCUCCGCAACUGCAGCCCAAUGUAGCAGAGCAGCAUACGGAUGAAAGCCAUGAGGAUGCAACACGGACAGGAUCGACUUCCCCCUGCUCCAUCCUGCUGAUGAGGAUUGGAGAGGUGGAGCGAGACCUGGAGGCUUGCAGGAAGACCCGCACUGAGCUCAGCUUGCUGCUAGAGGAGCAGCAGGAUGAGCUGGUGAGAGCAGAGACCCUGGAGAACCUUGAUUUCUGUGACUCCAACAUCGAGAGCCUCAGCGUGGAGCUGCAGGAGCUGAGAGAGAUGACCCUCCUGUCCUCUCAGACACCACCCCUGGAGACAUCCUCAUCUGUCACUGAGAGCCCAGAGCACAGGAUGUUGGAGAAGAGAUCCAAGGUUAUUGAGGAACUGCUCCAGACAGAGAGGGACUACAUCCGAGACCUGGAGAUGUGUGUAGAAAGGAUCAUGGUGCCCCUUCAGCAGGCACAGGUUCUGAAUGUAGACUUUGAGGGUCUUUUUGGAAACAUCCAAGUGGUAAUUAGCUUCUCUAAGCAACUGCUGUCGACCUUGGAGGCUUCAGAUUCCAUUGGGCCGGUGUUCCUGGCACAGCGUGCAGAGCUGGAGAGCGUUUACAGGGUGUAUUGCCAGAACCACGACGAGGCCAUUGCACUGCUGGAAACAUAUGAGAAGGAUGAGAAGAUCCAGAAGCUACUCGUGGACCUGCUGGAUAACCUCAGGAGUCUGUACAGUGAGUGGGGCUGCACAAACUACAUUAAUCUGGGCUCAUUCCUCAUCAAGCCAGUACAGAGGGUGAUGCGGUACCCCCUGCUGCUGAUGGAACUGCUGAGUGCCACCCCUGAAUCUCACCCUGACAAGGCACCACUCACAGCUGCUGUUCUUGCAGUCAAAGAAAUUAAUGUCAACAUCAAUGAGUACAAGCGCCGGAAGGACCUUGUGCUUAAGUACCGGAAAGGGGAUGAGGAUAGCCUCAUGGAGAAGAUCUCCAAGCUCAACUUCCACUCUAUCAUCAAGAAAUCCAACCGUGUGAGCAGCCACCUCAAACAUCUCACAGGCUUUGCACCCCAGCUGAAGGAUGAAGCCUUUGAGGAAACAGAGAAAAAUUUCCGGAUGCAGGAGCGACUGAUCAAGUCCUUCAUCAGGGACCUUUCGCUCUACCUGCAGCAUGUUCGGGAGUCGGCCUGCAUGAAGGCACUAGCAGCAGUCAGCAUGUGGGACCUGUGCAUGGAGAAGGGCAGCGGGGACCUGGACCAGUUCCAGAAAGUGAACCGACUCAUCAGUGACCAGCUGUUCUCCAACUUUAAAGAGCGGACAGAGCGGCUGGUGAUUUCACCCCUGAACCAGCUGCUGAGCAUGUUUGUAGGGCCCCACAAGCUGGUGCAGAAACGCUUUGACAAGCUCCUUGACUUCCACAACUGCACGGAGCGAGCAGAGAAGCUGAAGGACAAGCGAACACUGGAGGAGCUGCAGUCAGCCCGCAACAACUAUGAGGCCCUCAAUGCCCAGCUGCUGGACGAGUUGCCCAAGUUCUUGUGCUUUGCCAAGGAGCUGUUUGCCAGCUGUGUGCGGGGCUAUGCUGAGGCGCACUGUGACUUCGUGCGCCUGGCCCUGGAGGAGCUGAGACCUCUGCUGUCGUUGCUGAAGACAUCUGGCCGGGAGGGGAACCUCAUUGCCAUCUUCCAGGAAGAGCACAGUCGAGUCCUUCAGCAGCUCCAGGCCUUCACCUUCUUUCCAGAGUCACAGGCAGUUCCCAGGAAGCCUUUUGAGAGAAAGACCGUGGAGCGUCAGUCUGCCCGGCGGCAGCCACUGGGUGCUUUGCCCAGCUACGUCUUGCAGUCAGAUGACAUCCGAGCAGCCCUCCUGGCCCGCUAUCCCCCUGAUAGUCUCUUCCAGGCAGAUCGCAAUUUCAAUGCUGCCCAAGACCUGGAUGUCUCACUGCUGGAGGGAGACAUUGUGGGAGUCAUCAAGAAGAAGGACCCCAUGGGCAGCCAGAAUCGCUGGCUCAUAGACAAUGGGGUGACCAAAGGUUUUGUGUACAGCUCCUUUCUGAAGCCCUACAACCCGCGCCGCAGCCAGUCGGAUGUCUCAGUAGGCAGUCACUCUUCCAAUGAGUCUGAGCAUAGCAGCUCUUCUCCCCAGAGCGUCACCACACUGACCUUCAGCCCCAGCAGGGCGGCCGUGGCCUUCGCUCAUAAACCCUCCCAGGACUCUGCUUCACUGGGAGAGCUGUGCCACUCUCCACAGUCCCCCUCGGAGAUGGACUCUCCAAGCUCUGGUGACAGGACAGUCCCACUGGAGGCCGGAGUGGUGACAUCUCCACACCGCUACAGCCGACCUGAGCCAGGCUACAGCCCCAGCCCUCGCAAUGGGCACCCCACCAAAGCACAUCUUAGGUCUGCAUCCUUGGUGGAGGACAGGGACUCUGGGCUCGAGAGCAGCGAGUCAGAAGGCAACCAGGUCUAUUACGCUCUCUACACCUUCAAAGGCCGAAACACGAAUGAGCUGAGUGUGUCAGCUAACCAGAGACUCAGGAUCCUGCAGUUUGAAGACAUCACUGGCAAUCAGGAGUGGUGGCUGGCCGAGGCACACGGCAAGCAGGGCUACGUGCCCUCCAGCUACAUCCGGAAAACGGAAUACACGUGAGGUUGGGGGGGCAGGAGGCCCCACUCUGUGCCUUGUGCCUACCAGGACUGCCGGGGGCCCAUUGCCUCCACUGCUUGCCCCAAGGGGAUGAGGCUGUGUAUGAGGAAAGAAGAAAAGUGGGCUGGCAGAGCAGGCACUUUGCUUAAGGGCAGGGGCCAGCUGCUGUCACCCUGUGCUGUUUCAUCCUCCAGCUAGGAGCAGAGUGGGGCUGUGAUCCAAGGGGGAAUGGCUAGACCAAUGCUGAGGAGCUACUGUGGAUUUAAAUUGUGGAGGACUGUUGCUGAGGCCAUCCUUAGCCACACAGUGUUAAAAGCAGCCUAGAGCCUUGUGAACAUGUUGUCUGUGCCUUAGCAGCAGCAGGUCCUGCCUUGUUUGUGCAGGACCCCAGAUUGGGGAUAUCUGUUCUGGCCAGAGGAAGCUGCUCUGAGGAUUGCUGUGAGUGGUUCAGCUCCACAGUGAACCCAGCCUCCAGGAGCACCCAUGGAGUACUGUGUCCAUGUGCUUGGUCUCCUGGAGCUGAGCUGGGGUGCCUCUAAGCUCUAUUGCUAGCAGCAGCCAUUAGGCACUUCCCUCCUGGACCAGCUUAGGUUCUGAACACCAUCUUGCCAUGUCUCCAUACUGUGUCCAGGACCCCGUCUUGGCUCCUCUGGAGCAAGACAAAAGGCAAAGCACUGGCUGUCCUGCAGCCUCAUUUCUGCGGGCUCUGACCAGGAGUGCCUUACCUGUGCAUGCUGCAGAGCACUGGAGAUGGUGCUUAUGUUCUGGGAGGGAUGCUGUGCCCUUUGCAGGGGUGGUCUUAUGUGGUCUUAUGUGCUGCUGCCAUGACCUGAAGGAAGGAAGCUCCUUUCUCCUUUGGGCAGUGUUUGUAUCCCCUGUACUGCUGCUCCAUAAAUAAAGGUUUGCCCUUGUACAUAGGAA